CAGAACAGUGCAAACUCCUCUUCCACAUCUCUGAUCAGCUGUCAACUAGACAAGAAGAAAGAACUCAAACGGCUGUGGGGGAAAUGAUUUUAUAUAUAUUUCAUAUCAGACUGGUUUGAUCCCAUUUAGUUAGAGACGAGACAGUUUAUUGUCUUGCAAACUGACUGUGAAAAGAGCAACAGGCAGAUUUAUGUUGGAGAAUAUUCAACACAGAAAACGUUGGUAGGGAAUAAAGAACUGAACCUGAACCAAUCUGAUCUGGAAGUUUGCAACUACAGAACAACAUGACUGAUGAGAAUACAACAUACGACUAUGUCACAGAAUAUGAAGACCAGUUGUGUCGCAAAGAGGAGAUGGUAAAAAUCGGAUCCAUUAUAAUUCCAAUUUUUUUCACAGCAGUGGUUGUAUUGAGCUGCAUUGGUAACAUCCUCGUUCUGGUAAUCCUUGCACUCUAUGAGAGCCUCAAAUCCCUGACCAAUGUCUUCAUCCUCAAUUUAGCUGUGUCAGAUCUGCUGUUCACUUUUGGACUUCCAUUUUGGGCCUCGUAUUAUGUCUGGGGUUGGACAUUUGGUGAGGUUGGCUGUAAAGCUGUAAAGUUCUUCUUCUAUGUGGGCUUUUACAGCAGCGUGUUGUUCUUGACUCUAAUGACCGUUCAGCGUUACAUGGCAGUGGUUCAUCCUCUGUCUGACUGGGAGAGAUGCAAAGGCCUUUCUGUGUCUCCUUAUAUCGUUUGGAUCCUGAGUGGAACGGUUGCACUGCUCGGUUCACUUCAUAGUGAAGUCAUAAAAGAAUCUGACAGCCAAUACUGUGAAUAUGGCAGUGCUGAAUGGAAAUCUAGCAUUGCUUAUUUUCAAAAUGCUUUUUUCUUCAUUGCAUUUGUAAUCAUGGGUUACUGCUAUGGCAGAAUGCUUCGGACAAUCAUAAAAUCACGGACUAAGAAGAAACACAAGACUGUUAGACUAAUAUUCUGCAUCGCACUGGUGUUUUUUAUAGGUUGGGCUCCAUAUAACAUUGUUAUGUUCUUAAAAUCUUUGAACUUCCAUCCAUUCACAGUCUGUGAAGUAAGCAUAAGACUUGACUAUGCUUAUUAUUCUUGCCGAAUGAUAGCUUUCUCCCACUGUUGCUUGAACCCUGUGUUUUAUGUUUUUGUUGGCGUAAAAUUCAGGAAUCAUCUAAAAAUGAUUCUGCAGAAGAUCUCGCAAAAAAAAAAAAAACUCAAUUCCAUUCAAGCCACAUUGGCAAAAAAUCCGUCGCUGGGUUCAAUGUACUAAGAGAAAACUCAAGUACUUUUACCGAUUGCAGCGAAUCAACUUUGAGUUUUGAAAUACAGUAUUAAUGCAAAGGCAAAAGACCGUAACUUAGUUACUGAUAUUUUUGUUUUUCCGAGUAAAUAAUGGGUCGUCUCAACCGUAACUUCGAAAAGCCCCGGAGAAACCAAGGCAGAGCACCGUAUAACACCGUUGAGCGUGAUUUCACCAAGUACAACAUGUUCCUGGAUCAACAUCCUUGUUGAUCCUGGAACAACAUUUCAAUCAACCAAUCAGAAUUGAGAUAUAACUUUUCAGGAAAUAUCUGUUUUAGGCUUAAA
Molecule: messenger RNA, 1588 nt
Organism: Cyprinus carpio (common carp)
Lineage: Eukaryota; Metazoa; Chordata; Actinopteri; Cypriniformes; Cyprinidae
Product: chemokine XC receptor 1-like
Biological process (GO): G protein-coupled receptor signaling pathway; immune response; chemotaxis
Cellular component (GO): membrane
Molecular function (GO): chemokine receptor activity
Source: RefSeq, a predicted model, not a curated record